CUUAAGGUACUGUAGUAUGUAUAAUACAAAGGAAACUUUGUAUAUUUGUUGGAUGAGAAGUGUGGUCCACAAUAAAGAAAAAAAGACAUUCACAAAACAACAUAAUUUUAAGAAGACAUAUGGACAUCAGGACAUCGAUGGAACUGUUGCAUUGAGCAACACUGCAGCCACAGUGAAGUUUGAAGGGGUCAGAAUAAGAGGCCAUUCAGAGAAAGGCCUGGCUUUGGUCAGCAUAAGUAUCUGGCUCAUGUUUGUGCCAGACACACAGAUAGCAAGUGAUAUUAAGUUCAUUACUGAAACAACGUAAAUCACUAUUAACUAUCUCAUGAUAAUAUUUAGUAUGUUAAGUAUGACCGCAUCCAUCCAGUUUGUGUCAGUUGUGAGCGAUUCUCGUGUAGUUAUAAUGAUAUUAUUCAUACUAGAGGGUGUGAGCCUGAAAGCUGAGUGGGUAACUGGGGCUUUAUUAACUCUGCCCAUUUCCUCCACUGUGAAGACAUCCGGUUUGUGUUGAACUUGUGGACCCCUACCUGUGAAUGGGUAUGUGCCAUCAUUAGCUCCACUUCAUGUCCAUGGCCUUUGUCAGCCUUCAGCUUGAUGCCAUUAUAGGUCCUGGUGUGUUCGAUCAAGGCGACUAUGACCACGUGAAAGCUCAAACCAAUUAUGGUCCCUGGCAGCGGCUUACGAUCAGGCUCAUCUUGUGUGGAGGGAUUUCUGUAAAUUGGAUCAGGCUGCUUAAAGGGGCUUAGCAUGACGUACUGCAACUUUGAGUUUAAUCAUGAGGAUCCUCGGCAAUCCUCCACCUCUCAGAGAGAACAGAACAUCACGAUUAGUCUCACCUGUGAGUUAAGGAAGGAAAACUGGUAAAAGUUGGGGAAAAUAAAGCUUUUUGAAAUUUGAAGCUUCUGUCACAAUGGGAGAGGAGAAAGCUUUGAAGAAAUAACACUCCUGUGCUCCUCCGGGGUCCUCCUGGGUUCUUCAUCUCGGCUUUUUUGCUGUGGGAUGGAUUACCUCCUGAGCUGAUUCUCCUUUCCUGUUGGACCAGCCAGAGGAGACCCUGACAACAAAGAGAGGGGGAAACUAGGACUGCAGGUUGGUGCAUUCAAGAGCAUUUAUUCGAAGGGUCAAACUCUGGAAAUCUUGGAGCUCCUGCUGAUCUAGAUCAUCAUUUGACUCUCUCCAUUCUUCACAGGCAAGGACACAUCUCAGAUUGAAAAAUGGCUUUGAUGUUGGUCAAGUUUGAUCUGAAAAAGCGAGUGAAGCUCGCUCAGACAGUGUGGUUCAUGUACUGGUUUGCUGUUAUGGCCGGCGUGCUGGUGUUCAGCAUGGGCCUGUUCUUUAAGAUCGAGCUGCGAAAGCGCUCAGAACUUAUGGACAACAACGAGAGCCACUUCUUGCCCAACCUGCUUAUAUUCAUGGGUCUAGUAACCUGCGGCAUCAAUGCCUUUGGAGGCAAAGUCUGCUAUGACUCACUGGACCCUACCAAGUUUGCAAAGUGGAAGCCCAUGUUAAAGACCUUCUUGGUGUUCUGCGUGGGCUUCAACGCCCUGCUGCUUGUGACGGCCCUGCUUUGUUUCUUGAUGAGGAUCCCUCUGCAGUUCACCCUGGCUGAGGGGCUGAGGAACGGCAUGAGGUACUACAAGGACACAGACACACCGGGACGCUGCUACAUGAAGAGGACCCUGGAUCUGAUGCAGAUGGAGUUUCGUUGCUGCGGGAAUGACAACUACAGAGAUUGGUUUGAGAUUCAGUGGGUUAGCAACCGCUACUUGGAUUUCAGCGCAAAGGAAGUCAAAGACCGCAUCGGGAGCAACGUGGAUGGCCAGUACCUGAUGGAUGGAGUCCCGUUCAGCUGCUGUAACCCCAGCUCCCCCAGACCCUGCAUCCAGUACCAGAUGACCAACAACACUGCCCACUACAGCUACGACCACUACACUGAGGAGCUCAACGUGUGGAAGCGUGGCUGCCGUGAUGCCCUGCUGUCCUACUAUGGAGGCAUGAUGAACACCAUUGGAGCCCUGGUGGUGCUGGUCACUAUGCUGGAGGUUGCUGUGACCAUCGGCCUGCAGUACGUCAACAGCUCCCUGUCCACCCUGGCUAACCCGGAGGACCCAGAGAGCGAGAGCGAGGGAUGGAUCUUGGAGAAGACAGUGAAGGAGACGUUCACCGACAUCAUGGCCAAAAUGAAGGCCAUGGGCAAAGGCAGCAAGGUGGAGGAGGGGGGCGAGGCAGCGGUUGCGACUGUGAGCUGAGCUAAACCCUCUUGCAAAAACUGACACCACUUCCACCUGAAGAGGAGAGGAAGGGGACGUGUGAGAUUACUACUUUUUUUUUCUACUAACACUCAUUAUGUAGACAUCUCCCACACACACACACACAUAUUUGGCUAUGAACUCCUUUUAAAUGGACACCUUACAAAUGGACUCUUUACGUAAAUAAUACAAACAUAGAGAGAGAUUAUGAGUAGAAUGAGUUCUAAUUUGGUUUUUAAUUUUGGUUUUCCAUAACCAAACAAGCUCACAUCUUUUAAAGAGAUUUCUUGUUUUGGUUUCUGAUAUUCUGUGGAUUUGGAUUCCUUUUCCAAAAAAAAGUGCAAAAUGGUAAGUCAACUAAAAGUGAUAUGUACUGAUAAAUGUCAUAUGCUUUGCAAUCACAAGUGAGUACAUUAUUUUUCCUUUGUAUUGUUAUCCAGUAGUUUGGUGGGGAUGGUGGUUGCCAUGCAACCCCCCCUCUCAUGAAGCCAGAGGUGCAGAUGGAAAAUAUUUACAGCCCAAGAAACACAGAGUUUUAUUUUUACUGACCUGUCUGUAGUGCUUUGACUUGUAGCUGAUACUGUGUAUAGACAAAGCAAACAAAAUACCCUCCCACCACUCACCUCUUUUUACACUCCUGUCCACCUUUGGACACUGGAGAAGCUCCUGAGAUGGAGUAAAAAUUACAACAAUUGAAUGAAUCAGUAUGAAUUAUGCAUGAAUGUUGAGGCGCAUGGUCGAUGAGUUAGGCUUGGGCAUCAGGAGGUGAGCUCCAGAGAGAAGCAGGGGCAACUCCAAACCUGUGGAGGACGACUGAAACUGGCAGCUAAAUCUUGGCUCCUGACCCCUGUACUGUAGACUCAGAUCCUCUUUGAUGUUUCCCUUGUGCAUUCAGUUCCUGUAUAUUGACACUUAUGUAUGUAUAUUCUAACAACUGGAUUGCUGUCUUUGUACAUAGUGUAGAAAUGAUGAAAAAAUUUAACUUUUUUAAAAAAUAAUGUAAUUAAGCUAAAUCUUUUAUUUAAAUCCAUGUAAAGUUUUUUCCAUAUGAUUUUUUUUUGUGUGUGUGUGUGUCCAUGUAGAGAAGAGAUUACGCUGAUUGUGUACAUGAAUAAAGGAUUUUAGAGAUGUGAUUCGACAGUGAAA
Lates calcarifer (barramundi perch) is the source of this 3395-nucleotide messenger RNA. It is a transcript of the gene prph2a, whose product is annotated as peripherin 2a (retinal degeneration, slow). The transcript is spliced from 3 exons. Bases 1215 to 2249 code for a protein of 344 amino acids. Gene Ontology annotation, biological process: visual perception. The record is from RefSeq and is a predicted model, not a curated record. Lineage: Eukaryota; Metazoa; Chordata; Actinopteri; Centropomidae. Gene Ontology annotation, cellular component: membrane.